This is a messenger RNA of Acanthosepion pharaonis, 840 nucleotides long. The record is from the annotation of a GenBank genome assembly. Lineage: Eukaryota; Metazoa; Mollusca; Cephalopoda; Sepiida; Sepiidae.
AUGCGGCACACUCUUCAGAAACGCCACUGGCAACCAACCGUCGAUAGCUUCUUUUCAGCCCGCCUCCUUGCAGGCGCCCGAGCUGACAAAUACGUCAUUCGAUUUAUUUUUUUCUUUCUUUUUCUAAAUGUAACUUUUCUUAUUUCUUUGUCUUUAAAUUCUAUUCAUUUGGCUGCGUCAUCUAUUUCCUUCCUUCCUUCCUUCCUCUCUUCCUUCCUUCCUUCCUUCCUCUCUUCCUUCCUUCCUUCCUUCCUUCCUUCCUUCCUUCCUUCCUUCCUUCCUUUUCCUUCCUUCCUUCCUUCCUUCCUUCCUUUCUUUCUUUCUACUAUUUUAUUUUUCUUUCUUUCUUUCUUUUUUUCCCUGAAUCCAUUAUCUAUGAGAAAUUGUCCAAAAACAUUAAACACUACUAUCUUCCCUUCUUUCUUUCUUUCUUUCUUUCUUUCUUUCUUUCUUUCUUUCUUUCUUUCUUUCUUUCUACUUUUCCCGCAAUACACAAUUAAAUGCCAACACAAACUAAUUCUAUCUAUCUAUCUAUCUAUCUAUCUAUCUAUCUAUCUAUCUAUCUAUCUAUCUAUCUCAUUCUGCUCAUAUCUAUCUAUCUAUCUAUCUAUCUAUCUAUCUAUCUAUGUAUGUAUCUAUCUCAUUCCGCUCAUAUCUAUCUAUCUAUCUAUCUAUCUAUCUAUCUAUCUAUCUAUCUCAUUCUGCUCAUAUCUAUGUAUCUAUCUAUCUCAUUCUGCUGAUAUCUAUCUAUCUAUCUAUCUAUCUAUCUAUCUAUCUAUCUAUCUAUCUAUCUAUCUCAUUCUGCUGAUAUCUAUGUAUCUAUCUAUCUCAUUCUGCUGA